AUGCCGUCGGAACAAAAGCAUCUCUCUGUCUCUUAUCCCCGCUUCAUCCCUCUCCAUCCCGACUCUGAUAUCCCUUCCUAACUUAAACCCACCUCUUACCUCUCCCCGCCCUUCUUCCCCAGAUUCCCAUGGCGGCGAACUCCUAUCCUCUCCUCCGCCAUGCCUCACUCUCUUCCUCUAUUCCCAUCUCCACUCCCUCUCUCCCCUUCCUCUUCUCCUCUCGCCCCCAAUCACUUGUCUUUCGCAACUCCUGCUCCCUCUCCUUCGUUUCCUCCUCUUCCUCCUCUCCUUCUUCUCCUUCUCGCAUCCAUAGAGUCUCUACUGCUCCCGUCGAGCGCGCCCCAGCCCCGGACUUCGACUUCGGGGAGGAGAUCGCCCGCCUCGACGCCAUCCGGGCCCGCCUCCGGGAGGCGAAGAGCUUGAACGAGAAGCUUCGCGUUCUUGACGCAGAUUCUAGGGUUAGGGAUUUCUUUGCCCCCCGGAGGGGAGGAAUUUCUAAGGUUUUGGGUUUUCUGGAGCCGGCAGAGGUGGUCCUGCUCAAGUGUCUGGUUGCGGCCGGCCAGGGGCAUGUUCUUGGGCCGGAGCUGGAUACGGGCGGCGGCGGGGCGCAUCGGGUGGAAGGGAGCGCGUUGAAAAGCGCGUUCUUUGCGUUGGCGGGUCUUAUAGAGAAGGGGAAUUUGGACGGUGAGUGGGUUGAUGGUGAUCGAAUUGGUGAUGGUGGAGUUAGAGAUAUGGAGCCGCUAAAGAAGCUUCUGAAGACUUUGAGUGAGGUCGAGCAGUUUUAUGGUUGCAUUGGAGGGAUCAUCGGGUAUCAGAUUGUGGCAUUACAGCUUCUUUCACCCCCAAAAGUGGAUAGGAAGAUUUUGAAUGGGUCCCCUCACUUAUGCAAGUCAUGGAAAAGCGAACUUGUGGAGAUUCAUGUUCCUACUGGGCUUGAUCUUUUGGAAAAUACAGAAUAUGCAUCUCAAGCUGCUUUAUGGGGAAUCAAGGGAUUGCCAGAACUAGGUGAAAUUUAUCCGCUUGGUGGUGCUGGGGAUCGUCUUGAUUUGGUUGACCCUGGCACGGGUGAAUGCCUUCCAGCUGCAAUGCUUCCUUAUUGUGGACGAACUUUGUUAGAAGGUUUAAUAAGAGAUCUACAGGCUAGAGAGUUCCUCCAUUUCAAGAUCUAUGGGAAGCAAUGUAUAACCCCUGUUGCAAUCAUGACAAGCUCAGUGAAGAACAACCAUGAGCAGAUAGCUGCACUCUGUGAAAGACUUGGAUGGUUUGGGAGAGGCCGACAAAAUUUUCAACUUUUUGAGCAGCCUUUGGUACCAGUUGUGGCUUCUGAAAAUGGUCAGUGGUUGACAAGCAGUCCACUCAUUCCAGUAUGCAAACCUGGCGGUCAUGGUGCAAUCUGGAAACUUGCACAUGACAAAGGCAUAUUCAAUUGGUUCUAUGGUCAUGGAAGAAAAGGUGCAACUGUAAGACAAGUCAGUAAUGUUGUGGCUGCAACAGAUCUAACCCUUCUGGCAUUGUCUGGACUAGGCUUGCACUACAAGAAGAAAUUAGGUUUUGCAUCCUGUCAGAGAAAUUUAGGAGCUACAGAAGGAAUAAAUGUGCUUCUUGAGAAGAAAAACCUGGAUGGGCUAUGGUCAUAUGGUAUUACAUGUAUUGAAUACACUGAAUUUGAGAAAUAUGGCAUUAGGGAUAUGCCUAUUUCUCUUGGCAGCUUGCAGGCAGAGUUUCCUGCAAAUACAAACAUUCUUUAUGUUGAUUUAUGUGCUGCUGAGAAAGUUGGAUCUAGUCAAGAUGCAAGUUGCUUACCAGGCAUGGUGUUAAACUUAAAAAAGCCUGUUUCUUAUGUUGAUCAUCUUGGAAUUCAGCGUAGUGCUUCUGGUGGCAGGCUAGAAUGUACGAUGCAGAGUAUUGCAGAUAACUUUUUGAACACGUAUAACUCUAGAUACAGUGAAGGCAUAGAAAAUAAGCUGGACACAUUCAUUGUAUACAAUGAAAGAAAAAGGGUCACUUCAUCAGCUAAAAGGAAAAGGAAACAGACAGAGAAAUCAUUGCACCAGACGCCAGAUGGUUCGAUUUUGGAUGUCAUGCGGAAUGCCUAUGAUCUUCUUUCAUAUUGCCAUAUAAAGGUUCCUAAGGUUGAAGACAACAACAAAUACCUGCAUUCAGGACCCCCUUUUCUCAUAUUUCUUCAUCCUGGUUUAGGUCCACUUUGGGAGAUUACUAGACAAAAGUUCUUUGGUGGCUCAAUUUCUAAAGGUUCUGAAUUACAAAUAGAGGUAGCAGAAUUUUUGUGGAGAGAUGUUCAGCUUGAAGGAAGCCUUAUUAUUGUUGCUGAGAACAUUAUGGGCUCAAUUAGGAUGAGUCAAAAUGGCGAACCUGUGCUGCAAUAUGGAGACAGAUGCGGGAGAUGCAAACUUCAGAAUGUCAAGGUACAAAAUAAAGGAAUUGACUGGACAUCUCCAAACAAUGUCUAUUGGAAGCAUGAUGUCCAGAGAUUGGAGUGUCUGAAGAUUAUUUUGCAUGGAAAUGCGGAAUUUGAGGCAACAGAUGUAGUCUUGCAGGGUAGCCAUGUAUUUGAGGUUCCAAGUGGUUGCAGAAUGUGUAUUAGCUCAGAUACUACAGGUAUUGUUGGUAAGUUAAAACCCAUAAGAGAGGACCUCAUGGAUAGUGGGAGCUGGUUCUGGAAGUACAAGAUAAAGGGCACGCACAUUCACUUGGAAUUGAUAGAGUUAUAGUGUCUUUAUGGACCAUUAAUUUAUAACUCCUUGAUUUGCAGCUCGCUGAUUGAUGCAGAGGUCACCUUCUCACCUUCUCACCUCGAGCAAGUUCUUUUCUUGAUCAGCUUAACAUUACUUAUACACGACUGUAAUUUUUGCAUAGGGUGUUUUAGAGCUCUCUCACUACAUAAUGUGUUCUGUCUUUAUUUAUUCCUCUUGUAAUAUAAAUGUAUAAACCUGAUGCCUUUGUUUGAUAAGAUUAAUGAAUUCAGCCAAUUUUUAAAGACCCAUAAAUUUUUUGUGUUCAUAAAAUGAAAUUUUUGCCUGCUGGAUUUCAUCAUGUUUAGCUGAAUACUACUGUCAUGGCACAGCGAUCUAGCAAAAUGAUCCAGGUAUUCCUUCAUCUCCAUUUAUAUUGAAAAAUUGCUAUGUAGUGUUAAUACUAACUGUGCUACUGAGGUUAAAAUCUGUGGUCUCAGGUUGAAGUUUCAGAUGGAAGUCUUAGCGGCGUUAUGUCUCCCUUGAGGACAACUUUCUCACGUGUCAACAAUAUAAACGUAUUUUCAGUCGAAGGUUUGUUCUAAGGGUGUUUGGUAUUGUCAUCUUGACUCAGAUGUAAACUAUAUUAUUGCAGAUUAUUCAUGUACUGAACCGAACAGUUCAAUGUUCUUUAAAUGUGAACAUUCACAAUCAGCAUCUGCACCUUUCUUGUGUUUCUUUCUUACCUAAAAUUAUUUAUUUCUUUCUGAGAUUUGCUAGCUUGAGUGUGCUUCUUAUACGCUAUUUUUUGUUGUUACAGUAGCAGGAUCAAGUUUGCAUCACAUUUUGAACCAUAUUUGGAGGUCUUCCAGCAUUCGCACUAUUCCAUUCGCCACUAAAUACACCCCUUUGAUUCACAUUUUAAAAUCAGUGUUACAAUUACUGAAAAUCAGAUUUUUAUGUAUCAGUUAAAGAUCUUAUGAAAACUGAUGAAGAUGUGCCUGAUCUGGACAAAACUGUGAGCUGGUGAGACCGCCGCCAUCCAUCAAAUCCUCUUUCCCCAGAAUUGUCAUGGGAACUGCAUGUCCCAAUUAUCUGCACAAGGCUUCCAAUCGCUGAUUCUAAGCUGAAGCCAGAGGCCAUGUUCGGUGACAUGCCGUAUGAUCUGAUGUUAUCUGAGAAAAUUUUGUUUGCCAUUCUUCUGCUUGGAAGAUGAAAGGAAAAUAUGACAAAUCUGGGAUGUGCAUAUUGGGAGGGAAUGAGGGGAGGAAUGGUGGGCUAGAAUUCUUUCAUUGCCUCAACGCGGGGGUAUUAUUAUAAGGUUCAUCCCAGCAUUGCCUUUGAAGAACCUGAUCUUCUGACGUUACCAGCACCAGAUUCCUAGAGGUGUUCAAAAUUGAUUCAGGAAAUCAGAAAGUUUAUUUCUUUUUUUUCAAAUGUGAAGUUAAAAAACGUUGAGUUUUGAUUGUAGUCCAAAUUAAGUGUAUAUACAUAUUCAUAGUAGUCAUUAUGUUUAUGAAAUUUAGGUUGAUCGGAACUAUUUCUUUGAAUCAAGGUUGUAUAGAAAGUCUUCUAGGGUCAUGUGGAUAUAAUUUGAGAAAUUCUGUGCGCCAAGAAGUAUAUUGCUUUAGGGUUUUCUUUUUUUGCUCAA
Molecule: messenger RNA, 4344 nt
Organism: Phoenix dactylifera (date palm)
Lineage: Eukaryota; Viridiplantae; Streptophyta; Magnoliopsida; Arecales; Arecaceae
Source: RefSeq, a predicted model, not a curated record